AUGACAGCGAGCUGGCGAUCGUUGGUGGAAAAGAGACGUGACAAUCCUUAUUGGUCAGCAAAUAAGCUCAGGCGUGCAUCGAAGAAGGCCGGAGAGAUGAUCCUUGCCGCGCGCCGGGUCACUGCUCGAAGAGCAUCGCGCAUCAUCGACAGUUGGCCACGGCCGGAGCUCACCACAUCGUUGGUCAAUUGCAGGAGCGGACAAUUCGAGGGAUCCAGCCGGCGGCCAUGUCGAGCGAGAUUGGUGGCGAAGAGAAACGAAAAAGAAAACGGAGGUCACACACGUUACAGAUGGGUGUGUGAAGUGGUUUUACACAGCCACACCAGCGUACGAAUCAGCACCCCCAUGACUGCAUUCUCGCACGCUUUGCCGCUCGCGCCGCCUGCAUGUGCACUUCCUACUCAUCUUUAA
Verruconis gallopava is the source of this 411-nucleotide messenger RNA. RefSeq lists its product as uncharacterized. Lineage: Eukaryota; Fungi; Ascomycota; Dothideomycetes; Venturiales; Sympoventuriaceae. The transcript has a single exon. The record is from RefSeq and is a predicted model, not a curated record. Bases 1 to 411 code for a protein of 136 amino acids.